GAGAAGCUCUUCCUUUGCGGGGUUGACGUCUUUCGGCUCAACUUUUCGCACGGCGAGCAUGAGGAGAAGCUGGAUCUCAUCGAUAAGAUCCGCGACAUUGAGGACAAGUACAGGCAUCCCAUCGCCAUUCUGGGGGACUUGCAGGGUCCGAAACAGCGCUGUGGCAAGUUCGAGGAUCCCGAUGGCGUGGAGCUGCAGCUCGGUCAGCUUUUUCGUUUCGACAUGGACCCCGCGCUGGGCAACGAGAAGCGGGUCCAGCUGCCCCACCCCGAGAUUUUGGAGGCUCUGGAGCCUGGGAAGGAUCAGCGCCUGUUGCUGGAUGAUGGCAAGAUCCGGAUGAAGGUGGUUCGCAAGGGUUACCUCGUGGAUGGCGAGGAAGUCGAGCAGGAAGCAGCUGGAGCCACACCUUUCGUGGAAUGCGAGGUCACCGUCCCCGGCCACCUUGGAGCCCGGAAGGGUGUGAACACGCCGGACGUCAUCCUGAACAUGUCUCCAAUCACCCCCAAGGACAAAGCGGAUCUGAAGUUCUGCUGCAAGCACGACGUCGAUUGGGUCGCCAUGUCAUUCGUCCAGAAGCACGAGGACAUGAAGGAGCUGAGAGCCCUGGUGAACAGUGAGGAGUUUAAUCAGCCCGACUUGAAGCUCUUGGCCAAGAUCGAGAAGCCCUCCGCAGUGGAUGAUCUUCAGAAGAUCUUGGAAGAGUGCGACGGUGUGAUGGUGGCCCGCGGGGACCUGGGAGUCGAGAUGAACCCCCAGGACGUGCCUUUCGUGCAGAAGGAGAUCAUUCAAAGUGCCCGUUUCGUCGGGAAGCCUGUCAUCGUGGCAACGCAGAUGUUGGAGACAAUGAUCACCAACCCGAUGCCAACACGCGCGGAGUGCAGUGAUAUUGCGAAUGCCAUUAUCGAUGGCUGCGAUGCCGUUAUGCUGAGUGGUGAGUCUGCCGUUGGCAAGUACCCAGCAGAGGCCGUGGCUAUGCAGCGCCGGGUCAUCGAGAGUGCGGAGUCGCGUGUUGAUUUCGCAAGCGUGAACUCGGGAAGGAUGGAAAAGCAGCACCUCACCGACACGCAGAUCGCAACAGAAGCCGUUCUCAGUUCUGCGGCGACCCUGGCCGAGGACAUGAAUGCCUGUGGCAUGGUAGUCUUCAGUGCCACUGGAGAAUCGGUGCGGCUUCUGGCGCAGAGGCGACCAACGGUUCCGAUUCUUGCGAUAUGCCGAUGCCUGGAAGUGGCUCGGCAGGUCGCUCUUAUGCACGGCGUCUAUGCCAUCUUUGACCACGAGGUGGCGAAAUUCUCGUCAGAGGCGAGCAGGCCAGAGAACUUUGACAAAGUCCGCUUUGCCACAGGUGUGGAAAUUGGUUGUCGGAUUGCCCGCGAGCUUGCCUUGCCCAAGAGCGAGGAAGACUGGCUGGUAGUGGUUGCGCGUCUGCCACUCUUCUCGCAGGGCUGCUUGAAUGCCAGUCGUCUCAUCCAAGCUGGCGGACCGAAGAAAAUGGACGGGUAUGGCUCCCAGAAGACGUCCGAGGAUGAGGAUGAGCUCGGGAGGCGAGUGGACGAGAACGGCAUCCACCAGCUCCUGUUUGCGGAGGCGAAGCCAAAGUCGCGCACGCCCCGCAUCCACGGUUUGCUCGAGAGCCGCCAGCCCGCCACCGAUGUGGCCAACACAAUCUUCAGUGGUGCUGACGUGGCCCCGAAGGAAGAGGCACCCGACCUCGCGCCCAUGCUGGAUGCUUUCGCAUCCUCGCGCACACCGUCUCCGGUGAAGCGGCGCAGUGCGCGCCAGGAUGAUGGUGUUCAACUCAUUGCUGACAGACAAUUUGCCCAGAACCUCGCCAUUUCCAUGGUUCGUGUGAAUGUGGCACAACUGGCGCUGGCAGCCGCCUCCAUGUCGCCGAAGCGAGCGGAGUUCUCUGAGCCGCGCGACUGGGAGCAGUCUGAGAACCUGGUCGACACGCUGGCGAGUAAGCCAGACCAGGAUCCGCUGCUUGCCAUCCAGGCGUACUUGCAGGAGGGCAAAGAUCCCGGCAAGCUACGCCUUAUCGAACAGAAGCUGGUGCCACUGGCACCGAUCCCCCGCGUAGUGCAGCGCCUGCAGCUCAUCUUCCUGGCCCGGACUCUCUCUGCUUGGGAGGAGUCGGCCAGGUCAGCAGUGGGCUUGUUGGUCAACACUGCGACUGCGGUCAAGAACUGCUCGCUGAUGCGAGAGGUGGUGAAGAUUAUCCAGGAGACGCUGCAGUGGAAUGCAGCGCCUGGCAUGCCGUCACAUGCAAGGCCGCGCGUUUUUCCGGUGGGAAAGCAGCUUCAACGGCUGAACACCCUGAAGCCCACGGGCGACCUACUGCCGAAGAGGUUUCCCCGCUACACCUACGUCCAUCUUCUGGCCGAGGUGCUGAUUUUCAAGAUUGGCCUUUGUCUUGGUGCCGACCCCUUCGCCGAAGCAGUCGGCUCACAGCUCGGCCUGGCUGCCAAGACCAACCCGGAGCUCGCCUACGAGGAGCUGGCACGCCUUCGACGUGGCCGCCGUGCUGCCGAGGUAGAACUCAGCGGCCAUGGCUCUUCUUACGGCCCAUCGUCCAAGGAGGCGCUACCGCCGCAGGUGUUCGACAUCGAUGCCGAAGUCACCUGCGAGGCCGUGACAGAGAUCCGGCUGGAGGAUUGGACGUGCGGCGUUUCGGGUGGUUCCAACCUGGCCACAGGAGACGACAACUGCAGGGAGAGCCACAUUGACGCUCCCUCCACACUUCGAAGAGGAGCCAUCGGAGGCCGUCCCAUCUCCUCCUGCUUUGUGAAGCAGGGCGUGGGGCCUUUAGGCCUGCUGCAAACAGGGUCUCGUGGUGGCCGGCCUACGCUUUCUUCUUUCUUUGGGAGGUACUGGGAACUGGAGCUGACUAGGCAGCCUACGCUGGAGGAUGGUGGCAGGAGCCGCAGCUGCGCCAAGUGCAUCAGCACUUCGUUGCGGAAUGGUGCUGCGUGUCCAUACAACACAACGGCUGACACCGCGCCAACCGGGCUCUUUCGUGUGGCUCCUGCAGCCUCGUUUGUUCCGACGGCCGGUGUGGGAGAAGCAGUCCUUGCCGGCCUGCUGACAGCAUGCUCUUCAGUCCGCAUGCACGAUGAGUCACAGCUCCAAGCUGCCACGCAGGAGCCACCAGGACGUCCGAAAGCCUUGCUCUAUGCGACUUACGGCUUCUGGGGUGAUUCCCUAGCCUCGCUAGAAGAUACUAUCGUCACCUGCUACACGGCCGUCAACUUCGAUUUUGCCAGCUGCAUCCGCAAGAAGAUUAGACAGGCCUGGAGUGACGACGCCUACAACGUCGUCGUGUCCACUUCCUCGGCUACAGUUGGCUUGAGCCUGGCUCCGGUCGACACUGAGGCAACUUUCGAGUGGGGCAACUACAGCAUCUACAUUUGGUCUCCGGCCUCGGGAAAGAGCAGAUAG
This is a messenger RNA of Symbiodinium sp. CCMP2456, 3435 nucleotides long. The record is from the annotation of a GenBank genome assembly. NCBI's taxonomy places the organism in Eukaryota, Dinophyceae, Suessiales, Symbiodiniaceae.